Armigeres subalbatus is the source of this 13947-nucleotide messenger RNA. RefSeq names its product dynein beta chain, ciliary (gene Dhc93AB). The transcript is spliced from 31 exons. Gene Ontology annotation, molecular function: dynein light intermediate chain binding; minus-end-directed microtubule motor activity; ATP binding. The coding region runs from base 267 to 13715 and encodes 4482 amino acids. Gene Ontology annotation, cellular component: dynein complex. Gene Ontology annotation, biological process: microtubule-based movement. NCBI's taxonomy places the organism in Eukaryota, Metazoa, Arthropoda, Insecta, Diptera, Culicidae. The record is from RefSeq and is a predicted model, not a curated record.
UCGGAACGGACCCAUUUUGGGCACGAUCGUCAGAAUAGGAAAUCUCUGAAAAACCUCAAAUUUUGAAUAAAUUGUGAUAAAAUGUUUGUGAUACUAGUUGAAUUUGUAGAAAAAAUCAAAAUAAUUUGUUAAAUUUAAGAGAAAUAGUGAUUUUUAGACCCAGAAACACCUACAUUUAAAUAAGCAGCAAGCUAACAGGAGCAAAUAAAUAAGACCCGAUUUUUCGCACCAUACCACACGCACGCCCACCAGCGGGCGAAUAAAACAUGGAAGGAGGCAGUGGAAGUAGUAACUCGGAUCCCCGGUUCGAGUUCCUUGGUUCGUUUGUACAGAAAACGCUAAAAUUGAAGCCGGAAAAAUGGCACCGUUUAGUCACAUUUGAAGAGCACAAAUCAGUAAUGAAGGAAUUUUUCGAUAAUCCGGCAUCGUUAGUUCUGAUUAUUAUACUUACCCCAUCAGCACAGUUGAUUCCAAUAGUAAGUUUUCCUAUUCAGCAAUUAAAAAAUAAAGGAGUUUAUUUUGUUAAGAAAAAUACAAUAGAAGUACCCCGCGAGGGUUGUAAAGAUUGUUUAGUAGUGGGUGAUUUAGCGACUCGCACCAUUGAUCAGCUAUCGUGUCUCGUGGAUGAAAUCUUUGUUCCAUUGCUGUCCAACUCAGAAAAUCACCAAGGGUGGCCGGAAAUGGUUGCACAGGACGUACAAAAGCAGGUUCACAGCCUGAAAAGCACCGUCUAUCAAGUUCAGGGUCAAGUUAGUGGACAAACUGUUCUACCAAUGCCCGUAGGAGUUGAUAAAUGUGUGCAGACCGCAAAAGAACUAGUGGUCAAUGCGGAUUGUUCGAUCAAUCUCUAUCUGAAGAGUGCGAUCGAAGGAGUUGUAAUCAAAUGGGCCACCCAGGUGAACGACGUGAUGCUCGAGUCCAGUGCGAAUGCAUUCAAUGGUGGACAGAACCCGGUACCUUCCGCUGAGAUCAAUUUUUGGAAUAACCGACUGAAGAAUCUCACUUACAUCUACGAGCAGCUACGUCAUGAGAGAAUCCGUAGCAUGGCACUGAUUUUAGAGUUCACAGAUAGCGCCUAUUAUCCUUGUUUUAAGACACUAUUCAAAAAUGUAGUAACAGCUCUGGCUGAAGCACGUGAUAUAACACUGUACCUGAAUCCACUUACUCGGCACUUUCAGCAACUGGAGGAUACCGAGUUUUCCGAGUGUAAAGUGUUGUUGAAACCGUUGAUGCACGUUGUUUGUUUGAUUUGGUCCAACUCACUGUAUUAUUGUCACUCUGCAAAGUUAAUCGUUUUAUUGAGGCAAAUUUGUAACUUAAUCAUACAACAGGCCAAACGGUUCCUCGACCCGUCAUCGAUCUUCCAUAGUGACAUCGAUGAGGCCAUGCAGCGUAUAUCGCUGUCGAUUCAAAUUCUCAAGUACUUCCGUACCGUGUACGACGAAUACAAAGACAACAUCGCUCCGUUCUUUAAAGACCGCCCUGUGGUCAACUGGACUUUCCACCCGAACGCCGUUUUUGAGAGAUUCAACGCGUUCCUUGAACGACUGUUCACCAUCCAGUGGUUCUUUAAUACGGUGAUCGAAUUUCUCAAGCUUGAGAAAGUUGAAAUCGGCGGCCUGAAAGGGCGGGCACUUAGCGCACGCAUCACCGGCGUUUCCGUUGAGUUCAACCAAUGUUUUUCGGUGUUUGCCUCGAAAACCUACGACGUGUUGGAUCCGGACGAUCCGACCUUCAAAGAGGACUUCGUCAAGUUCCAAGAUCGCAUCCUGGAGCUGGAUUUGAAACUAGCAGCCAUUCUAUGUCAGGCAUUCGAUGAUUGCCACAACUUGGAAAGUGUUUUCAAGCUGAUCAGCAUAGUUGGAACCGUGCUGGAUCGCCCGAAGAUCCGAGAGGAAUUCACCGGCAAGUACCGCCAGAUAUUGUACAUGAUCGACGAAGAGCUCAGCACUUGCGAGGAUAUCUUCGAUAUGCAAAUGGAGUACCAUCGCAAGGACGGGCAUAUAUUCGUUGAUCGAAGUGCUCCUCCGGUAACGGCUUGUCUGCGCUGGGUCCUACAACUAACUAACCGGAUCACUAAGCCGAUCAAGCAGUUUCAGACUUUGCAGCACCCGGUUGUGCAGUCGGACGAAGGCUUGAUUCUGGUCAUCCGAUACGAUGAGCUGAUUGAGAAAUUGAAAGCGUUCGAACGAUCGAUCUUCGAAGCAUGGGCAGAAACGGUCGACGAAACGAUCGAGGAAAACCUGGACAAGCCGUUGAUCGUGAGGAAACGUAACAGUGCUGAACUGGCGCUGAAUUUCAGUCCUCAUUUGUCUUCGAUCUUGAGAGAAGUUCACUAUCUUCGCCUGAUGGAGAAAGAGGGCGUCCCUGAUCGUGGGCUGGAGUUUUCUGAAAAAAGUGAUGUAUACCGAUCGUAUACUUUGAAUUUGGAGAAAACUGUGGAAUGGUACAACAAAAUAAGGCGUAAUUGCACCGAGGUGGAACUGGAAUUGAUAAAGGGCGAGAUAAAAGUGAUCGACGAACUACUACAGAGGGCGAUCAACGAGCUUACGUGGAAUUCUGAAGGAAUCACCGAGUACAUGAUCAAAAUCCGUAAUCCUGUUGAACAACUGCAGGGUCGUAUGCAAAACAUACAAAAUAAUUUAAAAGAAAUUCGUUCGAUUAUGGCAUCAUGGGCAAAGUCGCCGUUGUUCGAAAGGAAGGAUUCCAAGAAGGAUACAGUGCUAUGCUUGGAAGAACGCAACGACCGUAAAACAAAGCGAUAUGCCGAAUUGGACACUGCUGCAACUAAGGUUCACCAGUUGCUCAAUGCGAACAUGCAUUUGUUCGGAAUGGAUGAAACACAGGAUGAGGACAAUUGGGUUAAAUAUGUCAAAUUUGUUGAUAACAUUGUUUAUGAGAGUUUGCUUUUUAUGAUUGGCAUCAGCAUGGGAUAUCUUGUUGAGAACAUGGAUCCGAACAAUAACCUUGCACCGCUGUUUGAAUCCAGACUGGAACUACUGGAACCGGAAUUGGUAUUCGUACCAUCUCUAAACCCAACUGAUCCAAAUGGUUUCAAUUUUCUGCUGGCUGCAUUAGUUACUGACAUUACAUUCAUGUCCUCAUUAAUUCCGAGAUUGCUGAAAGAGGCCGCCGAAACCUAUGACGAAAAAGUGAUGCACAACACCGAUAUUCAAGACAUGAAGGUGGAAAUUCUCCAAGGAGUAGACAGAGUGAUUCAAGAAGCUGCUCAGUUUUGCCGCGACUUUGAACGCUACAGUUAUCUAUGGUUGGAGGAUCGUGAGUAUAGUAUGGAAAUAUUUUUGGAGUACGGCCGUCAGUUGGAAGCAGAUGAGCUGGAAUUGAUUGCUAACAAAGAUCCAGAAGCACCACAACCUUGCCAACCAACAAUUGAGGCUUUCCGAGAGCAAAUUGAUCACUAUGAGUCUCUAUACCUUGAAAUAGAGAAGAUAGAACCAUUCCAGAUUUUUAACGCGUGGUUCCAAGUAGAUGUUAGACCUUUCAGGCAGUCGCUGUUGAACAUUGUCCGAAAGUGGGGCAACAUGUUCAAAGAUCACCUUGUUACUAACGUCACGUACAGUCUCACGGAUUUGGGCAAAUUUAUCAGGAAAGCAGACGAAGGUUUGCUACAGGUUGUGAAGGAAGGUGACUACGAUGGGUUGGUCAACAUAAUGGCGUACCUAUUGCACGUUAAAGAACGCACCGCAACUACUGACGAAAUGUUCGAGCCCAUGAAGGAGACCAUUGAGCUACUGAAAUACUAUGACAUGGAUAUCCCAGAAGAGGUCAAUGUGUAUCUGCAAGAACUACCGGAACAGUGGGCCAAUACUAAAAAGAUUGCACUCACUGUUAAACAGCAAGUUGCCCCUCUGCAGGCGAACGAAGUUGUCGGCAUCCGCAACAAGAUAGCCGCAUUCGAUGUGCACAUUACCCUGUUCAGAGAUAUCUUCCGUACAUACGACUUCUUCAAGUACGAUUGCACAUUCCCAUAUAACUUGUUGAAUCGUAUAAACGGAGACAUGGAAAGUUUGGAGAAGGAUAUGCAGGAUAUUCACGAGUCCGGUAGCCUGUUCGAAGUCCCGGUACCGGAGUUCAAACUGUUGAAGCAAUGCCGGAAGGAAAUGAAAAUGUUGAAGCAACUCUGGGAUUACGUUUACAUUGUACGCACAAGUAUUGAGGACUGGAAGACAACUCCUUGGCGUAAGGUCGACGUCGAAAACAUGGACAUUGAGUGCAAAAAGUUUGCAAAGGACAUACGUUUGUUAGACAAGGAAAUGCGACCAUGGGAUACGUAUACAACCCUGGAGGCAACGGUAAAGAACAUGCUGACAUCGUUGAGGGCCGUUGGUGAGCUGCAGAAUCCAGCAAUUCGAGAACGUCACUGGAAUCAACUUAUGUCAUCGACAAAGAGUUUAGCUAAUCUGCCGCCCGAGAUUACAGUCCAAUUCAUAAUGGACAAGAAUACUACCCUGUCAGAUCUGCUGGCCCUGAACCUACACGAAUGCGAAGAGGAGGUCAAGAACAUCGUUGACAAAGCGGUUAAAGAAAUGUCCAUGGAGAAGAUUCUUCGUGACCUAAACACCACGUGGUCCGCAAUGGAAUUUGAGCACGAAAUUCAUUCACGUACUGGAAGCUCUCUGCUCAAGGCUUCCGAAGAGCUCAUUGAAACCCUCGAAGAAAACCAAGUUGUUCUACAGAAUUUGAUGACCUCCAAGUUUGUCGCCCAUUUCCUCGAGGAGGUAUCCGGCUGGCAGAAGAAACUGACCACCGCCGAUCAGGUUAUCACGGUGUGGUUUGAAGUCCAGCGCACCUGGACCCAUCUGGAAUCGAUCUUCAUGAGCUCGGAGGACAUCCGAAAGCAACUGCCCAUCGAUUCGGCACGCUUCGACCACAUCGAUGAGGAUUUCAAAGUAAUGAUGGAAGAAAUGUCCAAAACAUCGAACGUCAUUCACGCUACCAACCGGGACGGGCUGUGCGAGAAGCUAGAUGAACUGCAAAGCCAACUGACGUUGUGCGAGAAGGCAUUGGCCGAGUACUUAGAAACGAAACGGCUGUACUUCCCCAGAUUCUACUUCGUAUCGUCUGCCGAUUUGCUGGAUAUUCUGAGUAACGGCAACCGACCGGAUGUGGUCUGCAAGCAUCUCACUAAGCUGUUCGACUCUAUUGCCAAACUGAAAUUCCAAACAGAACCGGACGGAUCUACGAAGUUUUCCCUUGGUAUGAUCGCCAAGGAUACCGAAUAUGUAAAGUUCUACGAACUGUGCGGCUGUACGGGACCGGUCGAAGUUUGGUUGAACCAAGUGCAAAGAUCGAUGAGAUCGUCCCUCCGAAAUUACAUCGCGGAAGCCGUCGUAGCAUACGAAGAGAAGCAACGCGAACAUUGGCUGUUCGACUAUCCGGCUCAGGUCUCGCUGUGCGGGACGCAAAUCUGGUGGACAACUGAGGUCAACAUCGCGUUCAGCCGACUGGAGGAAGGAUAUGACAACGCAAUCAAGGAUUACUACAAAAAGCAAAUCUCACAACUGAGCACACUGAUCACCCUACUGCUCGGUGAGCUGACCAGAGGCGAUCGCCAGAAGAUCAUGACCAUCUGUACAAUCGAUGUCCAUUCGCGAGAUGUCGUUAGUAAACUGAUUCAGUCAAAAGUAGAGAGCGCUUCCGCUUUCCAAUGGCAAUCCCAAUUGCGUCACCGGUGGGACGACCACGAAAAGGACUGUUUUGCGAACAUCUGCGAUGCCCAGUUCGUCUACAGUCAUGAGUAUCUUGGUAACACGCCACGUUUGGUGAUUACCCCGCUGACCGAUAGAUGCUACAUUACCCUGACACAGUCCCUGCAUCUGGUCAUGGGAGGUGGCCCCGCUGGACCUGCCGGUACUGGGAAAACCGAAACCACAAAAGAUCUUGGUCGAGCACUUGGCAUCAUGGUCUACGUGUUCAACUGCUCCGAACAGAUGGAUUACAAAUCCUGCGGCAAUAUCUACAAGGGGCUGGCGCAAACCGGAGCUUGGGGCUGCUUCGACGAAUUCAACCGAAUCUCCGUUGAAGUGCUGUCGGUGGUUGCCGUGCAGGUCAAAUCGGUACAGGAUGCCAUUCGAGACAAGAAAGACAUGUUCAACUUCAUGGGGGAGAUCAUCGCAUGCAUUCCGACAGUGGGGAUAUUCAUCACGAUGAAUCCAGGUUAUGCAGGUCGUACUGAGCUGCCCGAAAACUUGAAAGCUUUGUUUAGACCAUGCGCUAUGGUUGUUCCUGAUUUCGAACUGAUUUGUGAAAUUAUGUUGGUCGCAGAAGGCUUCCAAGACGCUCGAGUACUCGCUAGAAAAUUCAUCACUUUGUACACACUGUGUAAAGAACUGCUUUCCAAACAGGAUCACUACGAUUGGGGCUUGCGAGCAAUCAAGUCCGUUCUUGUCGUCGCUGGAUCUCUUAAGCGCGGAGAUCCAGGUCGCCCAGAAGAAGAAGUGUUGAUGCGAGCCUUGAGAGAUUUCAACAUUCCCAAAAUUGUUACCGACGAUAUGCCUGUUUUCAUGGGCCUGAUUGGUGACCUCUUCCCGGCACUGGACGUCCCUAGAAAGCGAGACAUGGAAUUCGAAAAGACAGUGAAACAGGCUACUCUGGAUCGUGCCUUGCAACCAGAAGAUAAUUUUAUUUUGAAGGUUGUCCAGCUGGAAGAACUUCUAGAAGUACGACACUCCGUGUUCAUUGUGGGUAACGCGGGCACUGGAAAGACACAAGUCUGGAAAACCCUGUACAAAACGUAUCAGAACAUUAAAAAGAAACCCGUCUUUGACGACCUAAAUCCGAAGGCUGUCACCAACGAUGAACUCUUUGGAAUCAUCAAUCCAGCGACCAGAGAAUGGAAAGACGGACUGUUUUCUGUUAUCAUGCGAGAACAAGCUAGCCUUACAGGAGACAACCCCAAGUGGAUAAUUCUAGAUGGUGACAUCGAUCCCAUGUGGAUAGAGAGUUUGAACACCGUAAUGGACGACAAUAAGGUUCUGACCCUAGCUUCUAAUGAACGCAUUGCGUUAACUCCAUUCAUGCGACUAAUAUUUGAAAUAUCCAACUUGAGAACGGCUACGCCAGCCACUGUAUCGCGUGCUGGAAUUCUCUACAUCAAUCCUCAAGACUUGGGAUGGAAUCCAUAUGUAACAAGUUGGAUCGAAACACGAACAAUUCCUGCAGAGAAAUCCAACUUGGUCAUCUUGUUCGACAAAUACAUUCCAGCCUGUCUGGAUAACAUACGAACACGGUUCAAGAAAAUUACGCCGAUCGCCGAGAUGGCCCAUAUACAAAUGCUGUGUCACUUAUUGGAGUGUCUUUUGAUCCCAAUCAAUACUCCCGCUGAUUGUCCGAAGGAGUGGCAUGACUUAUAUUUUGUGUUCUCGUGUGUUUGGGCAUUCGGUUCAGCUAUGUUCCAAGAUGCGGCCAUUGACUAUCGUGUCGAGUUUAGCAAAUGGUGGGUCAAUGAGUUCAAAACCGUUAAAUUCCCCCCGACCGGAACCGUAUUCGACUACUUUAUCGAUACCGAAACCAAGCACUGGACCCCCUGGACGGAGAUUCUUCCUAAGUUUGAGAUGGACUGCGAUCAACCGCUGCAGGCCGUGUUGGUCCAUACAUCCGAGUCAAUUCGACUAAGAUUUUUCCUCGAUUUGUUGAUGGAUCGUGCGCAUCCCGUAAUGCUUGUCGGUAUUGCAGGAUGUGGCAAAACGGUCGUCGUUAACGAAAAAUUGGCCAAUUUAUCUGAGAAUUUUGCCAUCGCGAACAUCCCGUUUAAUUUCUACACUUCAUCUGAGAUGCUUCAAAAAGUGAUGGAGAAACCAUUAGAAAAGAAAGCGGGUCGUAACUACGGUCCUCCCGGAAGCAAAACGCUAAUCUACUUUAUCGACGACAUGAACAUGCCUGAGGUGGAUGCCUACGGUACGGUUCAACCUCAUACACUGAUUCGGCAGCACAUGGAUUACAGCCAUUGGUACGAUCGGAAUAAGCUAACUCUAAAAGAUAUUCACAAUUGCCAAUACGUUUCGUGUAUGAAUCCCACCUCGGGUAGUUUUACAAUCAACCCUCGAUUGCAGCGUCAUUUCUGUGUAUUCGCUGUGAGCUUUCCCGGCUCUGAGGCUGUUACCACCAUCUAUCAUUCGAUCCUUCUCCAGCACUUUGCGAAUGCGGAACAGAAAUUCAACAUAGCUGUAACUAAAAUAUCACAAAAUAUUGUCGCAGCAAGUUUGGCUCUGCACUCUAAAGUGGCACAAGUGUUUCUCCCGACGGCCAUCAAGUUCCACUACGUCUUCAAUCUGCGUGACUUGACGAACGUUUUUCAGGGACUUCUUUUCAGUACCAAUGAUUGUCUGCUAACAUCCAACGACUUCAUUCGACUGUGGCUACACGAAACUCAACGAGUCUACGGCGACAAACUGCUCGAUGACAAAGAUAUCGACAGCUUCACCAAAAUGCAGAACGAUUUAGUGAAGAAAUCCUUCGAGGAAAUCGACGAAUCUAUCGUGUUUGACAAACCGAACAUCUACUGUCACUUCGCCGGAGGCAUCGGUGAACCGAAGUAUAUGCCCAUCACGGACUGGGGUGUGCUGACGAAACUACUGCAGGAAGCGAUGAUGUCUUACAACGAUCUCAUAGCUGCAAUGAAUUUGGUUCUUUUCGAGGACGCCAUGAUGCACGUUUGCAGAAUUAACAGAAUUCUUGAAUCUCCCCGUGGAAGCGCUUUGCUAGUUGGUGUAGGUGGCAGCGGAAAGCAAUCCCUUAGCCGUCUAGCAGCGUUCAUCUCAAGUUUGGAGGUGGCACAAAUUCAAUUAAAGAAAGGCUACAGUGUUGCCGAUCUGAAGAAUGAACUGUCCGGAUUGUACCUUAAGGCAGGGCUAAAGAAUGUCGGUAUAAUGUUUUUGAUGACAGAUGCUCAAGUAUCCAGCGAAAGCUUCUUGGUGAUCAUAAAUGAUCUGCUUUCAUCUGGUGAAAUACCGGACCUGUUCCCGGAUGAUGAAGUUGAAAACAUCAUCUCCGGAGUACGCAAUGAAGUCAAAGGUGCUGGUCUGGUUGAUACACGCGAGAACUGUUGGAAGUUCUUCAUCGAUCGUGUUCGACGGCAACUAAAGGUUGUGUUGUGCUUUUCACCGGUCGGUGUUACGCUACGUGUACGCUCUCGCAAAUUCCCGGCCAUCAUUACCUGUACACAAAUUAAUUGGUUCCACGAGUGGCCGCAGGAAGCUUUGAUGUCCGUGUCGUUGCGUUUCCUACAAGAGUUGACGAUUUUACCGGGCGAUUGCAAGGACUCAAUUGCACGGUUCAUGGCUUAUGUACACACCUCGGUCAACUCAAUGUCCAAAGUCUAUCUGCAAAAUGAGCGUCGAUACAACUACACAACUCCAAAGUCCUAUCUUGAACAGAUCAGCUUAUACGAUAAACUAUUGAAGGAGAAGCACGGUGAACUUCGUAAAAAAGUUGAACGUCUGGAGAAUGGUCUGGAGAAACUGCGUACUACAGCCGAUCAAGUUGCUACCCUGAAACAGAAGCUAGCUGUUCAAGAGAUUGAAUUGAAAGAAAAGAACGAUGCCGCUGAUGCUCUUAUAGAAAUGGUCGGAGUAGAAACUGACAAAGUUCAAACCGAGAAGGCAAUUGCUGAUGAAGAAGAGCAAAAGGUGGCCGUCAUUGCCAAGGAAGUAGCCAAAAAGCAACGUGAUUGCGAGGAAGAUCUCGUCAAAGCAGAACCGGCUCUGGUUGCGGCCCAGGAAGCUUUGAACACCCUCAACAAGGCCAAUCUAACUGAGUUGAAGUCGUUCGGCUCGCCUCCUGGCGCUGUGACCAACGUUACAGCCGCCGUCAUGGUUCUGUUGGCGCCCAACGGAAAAAUUCCCAAAGAUCGCAGCUGGAAGUCCGCCAAGAUCAUGAUGGCCAAAGUGGACAAUUUCCUCGACAUGCUCAUUAAUUACGACAAAGAACAUAUCCACCCUGAGAUUAUAAAAGCCAUUCAACCGUACCUUAAAGACACUGAAUUCGAUCCCGAUUUCAUAAGAUCGAAAUCGGCAGCGGCAGCAGGUCUCUGUGCCUGGGUCAUUAAUAUCAUCAAAUUCUACGAUGUAUUUUGUGAUGUUGAGCCUAAGAGGAAAGCAUUGGCAGCGGCCAAUGCUGAGCUUACAGCAUCCCAGGAAAAAUUAGCAAACAUCAAACGGAAAGUUGCCUCACUGGAGGAACAACUAGCGAAGCUCACUGCAGAUUUUGAGAAGGCUACCGCAGACAAAUUACGUUGUCAACAGGAGGCGGAUGCUACACAGGCCACAAUCCAACUGGCUAACCGGCUCGUUGGCGGUCUAGCUAGCGAGAAUGUUCGUUGGGCUGAAGCGGUGGCAGAAUUCAUGCAGCAAGCCACAACCCUACCGGGCGACAUCCUGCUUAUAACGGCUUUCAUAUCCUACGUCGGGUGUUUCACGAAGCAAUUCCGAAUGGAUUUGCUGAACAAAAUGUGGUUGCCAUUCCUACGGGCUCUGGAACCGGGCAUCCCAAUCACGGACAGUCUUGAUCCAUUAAGAUUACUGACAGAUGACACGCAGAUUGCAACGUGGCAGAACGAAGGCUUGCCGAGCGAUCGAAUGUCAAUCGAGAAUGCUACGAUUCUUUCCAACUCCGAUCGGUGGCCGUUGAUGAUCGACCCGCAGCUACAGGGUAUCAAAUGGAUCAAGCAAAAGUACGGUGAUAUGCUCAAAGUUAUUCGCUUGGGAAGCAAAGGUUAUCUCGAGGUGCUGGAGAAAGCGUUGGCCAAGGGAAGUACCGUACUCAUCGAGAAUAUUGGUGAAAAUGUGGACCCUGUGCUGAAUCCAUUGCUAGGCAGGAACUUGAUCAAGAAAGGAAGGGCCAUCAAAAUAGGUGACAAAGAAGUGGAAUAUAACCACAGUUUUCGACUGAUUCUCCAAACAAAAUUAGCCAAUCCGCAUUACCAACCUGAGAUGCAAGCGCAAACAACUUUAAUCAACUUUACCGUCACAAAAGACGGCCUCGAAGACCAACUUCUUGCCGAAGUCGUAAAAGCCGAGCGUCCCGAUCUUGAGGAGCUCAAAGCUGAUCUAACCAAGCAGCAAAACGACUUCAAGAUUAUGCUCAAGAAGUUGGAAGACGACCUCCUUUCGCGUCUAUCCUCAGCUGGUGGCAACAUCCUAGGCGACACAGCACUGGUAGAGAAUCUGGAAACUACCAAGAAAACCGCUGCGGAAAUCGAGGAGAAGGUCACCGAAGCUAAGGUAACAUCGAAGGAGAUUGAUGAAGCACGCGAACACUACCGACCGGCCGCCGCUCGUGCCAGUUUGCUAUACUUCAUCUUGAACGAUCUGAACACCAUCAAUCCGAUUUAUCAAUUCUCAUUGAAAGCGUUCAGCGUAGUCUUCCAAAACGCUAUUUCUAGAGCUGAACCAGCUGAGGGUGUUGCAGCCAGAGUUAACAAUCUGAUCGAUUGUAUAUCAUUCUCAGUUUUCCAGUAUACGACUAGAGGUUUAUUUGAAUGCGACAAGCUUAUCUUUAUGUCUCAAAUGACAUUUCAGAUUUUAAUGAUCCGCGAAGAAAUUACCCCAGCAGAGCUUGACUUCCUUUUACGUUUCCCCAUCAAACCCCAUGUGACGUCACCAGUGGACUUCCUCACCAACACCGCUUGGGGUGGCAUUUGCAGCUUAGCUUCCAAAGAUGAAUUUCGUAAUCUGGAUCGCGAUAUAGAAACUUCGUCCAAACGUUGGAAAAAACUUAUCGAAUCGGAAUGUCCCGAGAAGGAAAAGUUCCCACAAGAAUGGAAGAACAAGACUGCUCUACAGAGGCUUUGCAUGAUGCGCGCUCUGAGACCAGAUCGCAUGACCUACGCGAUGACCGAUUUCAUCGAGGAAAAGCUCGGAUCUCAUUACGUUGAGAACCGUACAAUGGAAUUCGCCAAAUCAUUUGAAGAGACUAGUCCAUCCACGCCGAUAUUCUUCAUUCUGUCACCGGGUGUCAACCCGUUGAAGGAUGUAGAAGCUCUGGGCAAACAGUUGGGCUAUGCUGCGGAUAAUGACAACUUCUAUAAUGUGUCAUUAGGUCAAGGUCAAGAAGUAGUUGCUGAGGCAGCCAUGGAUAAAGCAGCGACCUCCGGGCACUGGGUUGUACUGCAAAACAUCCAUCUCGUCAAAAAAUGGCUACCCUCGUUGGAGAAGAAACUGGAAUAUUACUCGGAAGGAUCGCACGAUAACUAUCGUAUAUUCAUGAGCGCAGAGCCUGCAGCAACCCCAGCGGCUCAUAUAAUUCCACAGGGUAUUCUUGAGUCGUCCAUCAAGAUAACCAACGAACCACCCACCGGAAUGCAAGCCAAUCUUCACAAAGCAUUGGACAACUUUACACAGGAAACCUUGGAAAUGUGUGGCAAAGAAGCGGAAUUCAAAGUUAUCCUAUUUUCGCUUUGCUAUUUCCAUGCAGUCGUUGCCGAAAGACGCAAAUUUGGACCCCAAGGGUGGAACAAAACCUAUCCCUUCAACGUUGGUGACUUGAAUAUCUCAGUGUCCGUAUUGUACAACUACCUUGAAGCAAACACCAAAGUUCCGUGGGAAGAUCUCCGUUAUUUAUUCGGCGAAAUUAUGUACGGUGGACACAUCACUGACGAUUGGGACCGCAGGACUUGCAUCACUUAUCUGGAAGAACUCAUGCAACCGGAUCUAGUAGAUGGCGAACUGUUUCUCGCUCCCGGGUUCGCCGCUCCCCCGAAUACUGACUAUGUGGGCUAUCACGCUUACAUAGACGAUGCAAUGCCUCCAGAGUCUCCGUAUCUGUACGGCCUGCACCCGAACGCAGAAAUUGGCUUUUUAACGACAACAUCGGAGAAUCUGUUCCGAACUGUAUUCGAAAUGCAGCCGCGCGAUGCCGGUGCCGGAUCCGGCACGACAGUAACCCGAGAAGACAAAGUAAAACAGAUACUGGAUGAGAUUAUGGAGAAACUUCCGGAGGAGUUCAACAUGACUGAGAUCAUGGGUAAGGUAGAGGAACGCACUCCCUAUGUUGUGGUAGCUUUCCAGGAGUGCGAACGAAUGAACUACCUGACCGGAGAAAUGAAGAGGAGCCUGAAGGAAUUGGAUCUCGGUAUGAAGGGCGAGCUGACGAUCACUUCCGACAUGGAGGAUUUAGAGAAUUCACUGUUCUUGGAUCAGGUCCCUACGAUCUGGUCCGCCCGCGCUUACCCAUCGCUGCUCGGUUUGACCGGGUGGUUCGUCGAUCUGUUGCUAAGGUUGCGCGAGUUGGAAACCUGGUCCGCGGAUUUUGUCCUCCCCACGUCUGUUUGGUUGGCAGGAUUUUUCAAUCCGCAAUCUCUGCUGACAGCCAUCAUGCAGUCAACGGCAAGGAAGAAUGAGCUACCGUUGGACAAAAUGUGUCUUCACUGUGAUGUAACCAAGAAACAGAAGGACGAUUUCACAGCCGGCCCGAGAGAGGGGGCAUAUGUACACGGAAUAUUCAUGGAAGGAGCCCGAUGGGAUGUUCAGCAGGGUAUUAUAAUGGAAUCGAAACUCAAGGAGCUAUACCCUCAGAUGCCUGUGAUCAAUAUUAGAGCACUGACCCAAGAUAAGCAAGAUUUGCGCAACAUGUACGAAUGCCCUGUCUAUAAGACGAGAACCAGAGGACCCACCUACAUUUGGACAUUCAAUUUGAAAACCAAAGACAAACCGGCCAAAUGGACCCUCGCCGGUGUGGCAUUAUUGCUUCAAGUUUAAGAAUAUUUAGCAAAUUGUUUGACUAUAUUUAUCAUAUUCUAUCAUGUGUUAUAUUUGAAAUUUUUUAACGCACCACGUUUUUGCUUGCAUUGUUAACCAGUAAUACAUAUUUUAAUAUCGUUUAGGUACUAAAAACUGUAAAAUAGCUUAAUAUUUAUUAUAAAAUCAUCAAAACAGCGCUUUAAAAUCCUGCACUCAUCUAACACUGCAACGAUAAAAAAUGUGUUUGAUU